Molecule: messenger RNA, 749 nt
Organism: Drosophila mauritiana
Lineage: Eukaryota; Metazoa; Arthropoda; Insecta; Diptera; Drosophilidae
Product: putative OPA3-like protein CG13603
Exons: 3
Coding region: 231-743 (170 amino acids)
Biological process (GO): regulation of lipid metabolic process
Cellular component (GO): mitochondrion
Source: RefSeq, a predicted model, not a curated record
AAACUAAACUGUGUAAACAUCUUUCAAGAAUCUUUUAGUUGUUAAAAAAUAACAAGAAGUUUAAAAAGAGUACAAGUUUUUAAGUGCUGAAUUUGGAUAUCAGAAGAUUUAAAGUUAUUGCGACUCAAAAAUUGAGUUAAAUAAUAAUUUGAAGAACAGAUUAUUUGAAAUUUGAAAAUUUUCGGUUAUAGGGAGCUUAGGGAAUUCAGUCGAAAAUUGGAAAUUGCACAAUGGUUGUAGGCGUCUUUCCACUGGCUAAACUAGCUUUACUUGCCAUUAAGCACAUUAGUAAGCCCAUUGGCAAUCUGAUCAAGCAAACGGCCAAAAAGAAUAAGUCAUUCAAAACCCUGGUGGUUGCUCCUCCGGCGAGAUUAUACCACGUUAUUGAUGUGCGCUCCAAGAUGUGGAUGCUGGGACUUGGCCAACCUCGUCUAAUUCCUCCCCUCACUGACGCAAUGACUAUCCAAAUGGGUGGCGAUAUCCUGGGCGAAAUGGUCAUCUUCAUUAUUGGCGCCACGCUGAUUGUCGGGGAGUUCAAAAGGCAAGCCAAGAAUGACAGGUUGAAGCACGAAAAACACAAGAUGCAUCGGGAGAAGCUGGAGGAAAGAAUUGGUGACCUCACCAACAAGGUCACCCGCCAGACCAAGGAAAUCAAUCAGCUGAGGAGCAAGCUGGGAAGCAGGGAAACCUAUACGGAAACCUAUACGGCAUAUAGCAAUACAGGGGAUUUGGAAUGUAACUGAAUUGGC